AUGCAGUCGUUCUCAAAGCUUCUUCGCGCAGUUCUCCUCGCCACCGUCACGGUGACCUCUGUAUCGGCUUCGAGUUUCUUUAGGAUGCCCCUGACGAAGCUCACGCCUCCUAGCUUAUCCCUUGCAGGACUGCCCGAUGCUGAUCGUGCACGUGCAGCAGUUCUUAAGGGCUUCGCUUCAGGUGGUCCCACAACAGUCCCUGCAUCUAACCUCGCAUAUGUCCAGUACACAACCAGUGUUGGCGUUGGCAGUCCUCCGACGUACUACAAUUUGGUUGUCGACACCGGUAGCUCAAAUACUUUUGUCGGAACUGGGACGCCGUAUGUCCGGACCUCGACCAGUAUCUUCACUGGUGAAGAUGUCAACGUUACUUACGGCUCUGGUUACUUUUCUGGUUUGGAGUAUCUCGACCAGGUAACGCUCGCUCCAGGUUUUGCCAUCACAAACCAGUCCAUCGGCGAUGCUCUUUCCUAUGCCGACUUCGAGGGCGUCGAUGGCAUCGUCGGGGUCGGACCUGUCAUUCUGACUGAGGGCACACUCUCACCAAGUACCAAUGAGCUGAUUCCCACUGUUAUGAACAACGCCCUCUCGCAGGGUUUGAUCACAGAGGAAAUAUUAGGUGUCUCUUUCGCACCUGCAACGAGUUACAAUGACACCAAUGGAGCCCUCACUUACGGAGGAAUCGAUUCGUCUUUGUACAUCGGCGAAAUCACUUACACACCGGUUACUGCCACUUACCCUGCUGGCUACUACUGGGGCAUCAAUGUCACACAUGCAACGUACGGCUCCGCAACGACCGUUAUUCCAACGUCAACUGCCGGAAUCGUCGAUACUGGCACCACUCUGAUCCUCCUCGCUGAUAACUUCUUCGAGUCCUACUUGCGUGCCAUCCCUGGUGCCAAGAUCGACGAGAGCACGGGCCUUAUGACCGUCCCUGAAAACUCUGUCUCGGAGAUCCAACCAUUGAACUUUACUAUCGGCGGCACCGUCUUCAGUCUCGACGCUGCAGCACAACUCAUUCCGACUGACCAGAACACCGCAUGGGGCUUGUCAGCAAACAAGCAGUACGGCGUUGUCUCAUACUUGGGGACUAACAGUGGUGAAGGGCUAGACUUCAUCAUCGGGCAGAAGUUCAUGGAGAAGUACUAUGCUGUUUUCGACACGGAUAGUAAUCGCGUUGGACUUGCUUAUACGUGA
This is a messenger RNA of Suillus bovinus, 1197 nucleotides long. Its product is annotated as acid protease. Lineage: Eukaryota; Fungi; Basidiomycota; Agaricomycetes; Boletales; Suillaceae. The record is from RefSeq and is a predicted model, not a curated record. The transcript is spliced from 7 exons. Bases 1 to 1197 code for a protein of 398 amino acids. Gene Ontology annotation, molecular function: aspartic-type endopeptidase activity. Gene Ontology annotation, biological process: proteolysis.